AUGGAUGAAUUUGAUAUUGAGAAUUCCAACUUGGAGAUUAAUAAUUCGAAUAAACCUCUUCCACUUAAAUCAACGAUCGAACAACUUGUAAAUGGAAAAUCAGAACCUAUCUUAACAAAAAAAGAAUUAUUUGCAUGGUACAUUUACGCAUUUGCUUGUGAAGUUUAUUCGGUAGUUUCAAUAUCGAGUUUUAUACCUUUAAUUUUAGAACAUUUCGCCUUUGAGAAAGGUGUAUCUAGCAUCAAUCAUCAAACGCCUUGUAAUGAAGAGCUUUCGGAAGGAGUACGAUGCGUUAUAAACAUCUUUGGGUUUUGGGUUGAUACGGCCUCGUUCAGCUUAUACACAUUUUCAUUGAGCGUAAUCUUGCAAGCGAUUACGACUAUUUCAAUUGGAGCAACCGCAGACCAUGGAGAAAUGCGUAAAACGUUGCUUUUAUACUUUGCCUUUGUUGGUAGCAUUUCAGCAAUGUUAUUUUUAUUAAUUCCUUCCAGAUCGUUCAUAAUUGCUGGUAUUUUGGCUAUUAUUGGAAAUGUGAGUUUUGGAGCAGCGUUCGUUUGCUUUAAUGGAUUUUUACCAGUUAUGGUUAGAAAUCACAGAGAUGUAAGAAGAAUUUCAAAUGAAAUAAAAGAUCAUUUAAGUAAUGUAGAAACGCAACAUCAACAUGCUGCUGAUACUCAAGUUGAUGUUUAUGAUAAUGCUUUAGAAGAGCGAGGACUUUUAAAUUCACAAGAUCAGAUAUUAAUUAAUCUUGUAGAAAAUUUAAUAAAAGCUAAAGAUCACAUAUCGACUCGUAUCUCCGCACGUGGUUUUGCGAGUGGAUAUCUUGGUGGUAUAAUCCUUUUAAUCUUUUGUCUUUGUAUUUCUUUUUUAUUACAUAAUACAAUUUAUAGUUUACAAAUUGGUGUAUUCCUUUCUGGAAUUUGGUGGUUUUCAUUUUCUUUAUUGGUUGCUAAAUGGUUACAACCUAGACCUGGACCUCCUUUGUUUCUUAGCGAGGGAAGUAAAGUAAGAUGGAUAGAUUACAUAUCAUUUUCUUGGAAGAGAUUAUGGAAAACCAUAUUACAAGCUAAAGAGUUGGAAAUGACUUUUCGAUUCUUAAUGUCAUGGAUCCUGAUAUCAGAUGGUUACACUACCAUAACAUCGGUAGCUUUACUUUUCGGGAAGACAACAUUACGAAUUCCUGAAUCCGGAUUGAUUUUCUUGUCUUUGAUCGCUCCCAUAUCCGCCUUAACUUCAACUUUAUUGUUACCACGUUUAAUUAAGCUUAGUAUUAAAAAUACGAUUCUUUUACUCCUUUAUCAGUUAUAG
This is a messenger RNA of Funneliformis caledonium, 1308 nucleotides long. The record is from the annotation of a GenBank genome assembly. Lineage: Eukaryota; Fungi; Glomeromycota; Glomeromycetes; Glomerales; Glomeraceae.